AUGUCCACCGUACACAACCCCAACAAGGCUUGCUGCACUAUCCCCCCGGUCCAGUCCAACUACAGCCCCAAAGGCACGUACAAGGCUUAUGCAGGCUUCGACAAGGUCUACGUCGCCGGCCCUGCAAACCCUGGAAAGCUCGCCGUGAUCUGCGUCUUUGACAUCUUUGGCUUCAAGCCGCAGACCCAGCAGGGUGCGGACAUCCUUGCCGAAGAGCUGGGGGCUCAAGUAUACAUGCCCGACUUCUUCGAGGGUGACGAGCCCUGGACUCUGGAUAAGUUCCCGCCGACUAAGCCGGAGGACCAGCAGAAGUUCCAGGAAUGGUUCGCCGGCUUCGCGAACCCCGCCAACCAUGUCCCGCGCGUCAUCAAGGUUGCUGAGGCCUUGAAGAGCGAGGGUGUCCAGUUCAUCGUUACCUACGGCUUCUGCUGGGGUGGCAAAGUUGCGCUC
Phanerochaete carnosa HHB-10118-sp is the source of this 450-nucleotide messenger RNA. RefSeq lists its product as uncharacterized. The transcript has 3 exons. The record is from RefSeq and is a predicted model, not a curated record. Gene Ontology annotation, molecular function: hydrolase activity. Lineage: Eukaryota; Fungi; Basidiomycota; Agaricomycetes; Polyporales; Phanerochaetaceae. The annotation marks the transcript as partial.